Molecule: messenger RNA, 2546 nt
Organism: Sitodiplosis mosellana (orange wheat blossom midge)
Lineage: Eukaryota; Metazoa; Arthropoda; Insecta; Diptera; Cecidomyiidae
Exons: 3
Coding region: 1542-1994 (150 amino acids)
Source: RefSeq, a predicted model, not a curated record
UGUUGUUCGUAAUACAACAGCUUGUAAUACGAGUAAAAAUUGCACAUAAGUGUGAGCGAAACAGCAUAAGUUUUCGGCGCUCGAUUGUCUUCCAUAUAGGCCAAUGCAAUUGAAUAUAAUAUUAUUAAAUAUUUACGCAUGGAAAUAUCUCGAAAACGGCUGGGUAAAUCGGCAAAAUGGACCGUGAUGUCAUUCCCAAAGGGAGUGCAAACACCCGGCUGGUUUGAUGGCCUAGAAUACAAAUCCGGUGAAAUUUCAGCUGAUCCAUGGAUUCUCAGGAUUUGACCAGGUUCCAGUGCUUCCUUUUUUAUGUGCAUCUGUAAAGUCAUAUUCCCUAUGUUUUGUAUGGAAUUUCACCACGACGGAAAGAAAUGGAAGUGCUAGAAUCAGGUCGAAUCCUGAGAAUCCAUGGAUCAGCCCAAAUUCCACCGGCUUUGUAUUCUUGGCUAUCAAACCAGCCGGGUGUUAACACUCCCUUUAGGGAGUGACACCAUGGUCCAUUUUUUCGAUUUAGCCAGCCGUUUUCGAGAUAUUUCCAUGUGUACUUUUGGCCAUAGAAGCCAACGCAAUAGCAGCGGCGCUCCGAGGUUUUCAUACAAACUUCCCAUGUAGACGGUCCAACACAGGCAAAAAUCGAAAAAAAAGUAAAUUUUUUUUUUUCGAUUCUCAUAUAGUAUUUUUUUUUGCCCAAUCCAUUGGUGUUAUCGCUACAUCGAAAUUCGGUUUCCUUAUCACUUAAUUUGCAUCAUGUGAUAAAUGCGAGUGAUGUCAUCAAUAGCUCGGGAAUCAAUUGAAAUGAAACACACGAAAAAAAUAUUCGAGUAACGAAACAAUGUGAUACAGAUCCAUUCAUAUGAAACAAUGCGAGAGGACUCGUUCAUAACGACACUGCAGACAAAAAAUCUAUCAAAACGGAACACCGCAAAGCGAAAUACUUAAAACGGCACAUACUAUGUUUCAUUCUUACGGAUUUCUUUUCCAUGUUCCAUUUUAAUGGAUUGCUUUAUUUUUGUUUCGUAUCUGUGUAUUGAGCAACGAAAGUCUCAUUUUCAUUCCAAGCUCAUCAUUUCAGAACUGCCAAACUGAACAAAUACAGACAAUAAGUCGCGCGCAAAUCAAAUGUGUGAGUUCCCUUUGAUCGAUAUUAGGUAUGAUUUUCACAUGAAUAAUAUAAAUGUAUUGAGUACGAAGUGCUGCAUAUCAGCGAAAAUCGUUGCUGUAAUUGUAUUUUUGUAUUGUCAUGAAUUAUGUUUAUGUAUAGAAAACUGUGCAUCGAGCAUUGUCUCACACAGCAAAAACUCUAAAUUUUGAUCGAAUAAUUAUUGGCAUAAUUUUCAUAUGUAUUGAGGUACUGAAUACUGAGCAAGUAGCUGCAAGUAUUGUCACGAUGCUGUAAUUAUUACUAACGGUGCUUUGAGUCGCGACACAAGUGUUAUUCGACGCAAGUUUGUUAUUGUUAAUCUCAAACAUUUGACAAUUUAUUUCAGUAGCUUUUUUGAAUUUCAUAAUUGUUUCGUACUUGUUAAGACUAAGUUUAAGAAAUGUCGCAAAAUAGUGACAAAAUUAAAGGUAUAAAAAGAUUUUUUGUGCAAAAGGAAAAAACAGACGAAGGAAAUCCAGAAAACGUUUCACAUGAAACUCACAGCGAUAAGCCAGAUACAGAAGCCGCAAAUGCCGAACAAAUCGAACCCGCACCGAGUGUUGAUAAUAAAAAAACACAAAACUCGUCUGAAUUGCCUGAACUCGAAACCGAAGAAUAUGAACGCGAAUAUGACACAUGCAUAAAAUCAUUUCAAGUUCAACAAACAAGUGGUGUUCAGCGUAAUAUCAAUUGCAAGGUUUGUGUGAAAUUUCCUGCUAUUGUUCGACGCAUGUGUGCAAACAACAAACCACCAGCUAUUACAUUGGAAUCUGGCACGCACUAUCGAGCGAAUCUGUUGCUGAUCACUUUGCGACGUCUUAUCACAAAGAAUGUAAACAAGCUGAAUUGUUAGCAACAAACGAAAUUGGUGCGCGAAGCAAAGAUAAAUCAUUAAUAAUAGCUUUUAUUGUCUACUCAAAAACAAGCCGACAUUCAAAUACAAUUUUCUAAAUUCAAUACAAUUUCCAAAAUAUUAUCACAAUUUCAAUCUAAAUAAUAAUUCCAAAUUCCAAAUAUUUACAAAAAUGUGUAAAUCGCAAAGUUUAGCAAAAAAUUUUCAGUUUUUCAAAUUAAAAAAAAAACAAGUCAAAAACACAAAAUUGUGAAUCAAAUUUAAAUUUCGGUCUCAAAAUCAAGUCAAAAUGUACAGUAUAUAAACUAUUAAUCAAUUAUAAAUAUUAUUUUGGUUCGUUUGGUAUUUGACGGAAUUUGUUUCCAGUCACUUCGUCACAGCACUCGCGUUGGUUCCCGGCCAUACACUUGUUAUCACAGCUGGAUUCCAUAGUACUCUCGUGUCGCUCCGCCACCCUGAGGCAUCACACGUCAAUCUCUCGUCUCACCCCAAGUUUCUGUGAACAGAGUAUUCCAUAAGCUUUUUAUAUCAUAAAUAAAUUACAAAAUUAUA